Messenger RNA from Leptomonas pyrrhocoris, 2563 nucleotides. RefSeq lists its product as hypothetical. The coding region runs from base 1166 to 2563 and encodes 465 amino acids. The transcript has a single exon. Lineage: Eukaryota; Euglenozoa; Kinetoplastea; Trypanosomatida; Trypanosomatidae. The record is from RefSeq and is a predicted model, not a curated record.
AGCAUGCGGCACAAGUAUAGAUAGGCUCGUUUCGCAGUAAACAAACAGUCAAAACAGCGAACGACUUUCGCGUUCUGUAUCUACGUUUUGUACAGAAGUGUUUAGACCCUGAAGCCAAAGGUGUUUAUUGACAUACAUAUAUACAUCGCAUUACGCGUGUGUGUGUUUGUGUGUUUGUGUGUGUGUGUGCUUCAUCUCUGGUACAUUGUGUAACGCGGAAGAAGUGGAACGAAGUUGUUUCUUCUCGUCGACACACACUCUCAGCCUGAAAGUGCGUACACCACAUAUAUAUGUGAAGGUGUCACCGCGUUCGCACUAGCAAAGAUCGCCUAAUUUCUCUUCAUUCAGAAAAGUGAAAAAGUACCUACGUUAAAAAAAGAAAAGAAGCACGUUAAUACACACCGCUGCUCGACCUUUUACAUCUGACUCACGUUUUUGUUUUCAAGAUACUUGCGUAUCUGAUUUUGCUUCCUUCUUUUUGUAUUUCAGGUUCUUUCUCGCUUUUCUAUUCCGUCAUUCUUCUUAAAGGCCGUUCUUCUGCUAUUUCUCGUCCUAGAGUUAGUGCCUAGCGUCGACACACACAUACGCAAGCAACCAACGGUCCCCCGUGCCCCCCCCCCCCAACCCAGAAGACGAGUAUUGAUCGUGCGCAGCCUUCGGCGGACUUCACCUUUCUGUUUCGCUGCUUCCUUCUUAAACUGUUCAGUUUACAAGGUUUUUUUGUUUUCUCCUGUGUGUGUGUGUGUGUUUCUAGUGUCUUUUCAAUACUAUCAAAGGGAAGACAUACGUGUAUGUACAAUAGGUGAGUGAACUUAGACUGCGAAUUUCAGCAGCAGAUUUGUUCUCGACAAGCCAGAGAAGAGCCUCCACAACCUACAGUGUCUUUAUUAUUUCAGCCUUUUUUUGCUGCUGCUGCUGCUGUGUUUUAGUUUGUGUAGCUCUCCUAUUUAUUUGUGAGUUGAGGCUACGAUCUCUUGCGGUUGCUUGAGAGAGAGAGCGACAUCGUUUUUGUUUUUUGUUUUGCUUGCUGCCUCUCCGUCUUUCACUCCCUUUUCCCCCGCACUCGCGAAUUUGUCUCACGGCUCUCCUGUAGCUAUUUCUUUCGCGUGUUUGUUUCUCCGUACCUCGUUGAUUCCCCCCCCCCCUGCCUUAGCGAAGCUGCCGGAUGCCGCACACUGCAGUUAUGUCAACGGCAAAGCCACUGUUCGAGCCGGAGUCUCUGCGGGAGCAGCAGCAGCAAGGUACCCGCUCCCCGUGCACGCCUCCGCUGCAGAGCAUCAAGCAUUCGAAACGGGAGUCUCCAGAGGAGUACAACGGCAAGCGCAACGAUAUUUUAGACUGGUCUCCGCCGACGCCGGAGUCGCUUCCUGUCAUGCACGUCAGGGACGUCGUGAACGGUGCUCCUGCUGAUAAUGAGGAAGAAGUGGAUGAUGAAAAUGCCGUGGUAAUGGUAGCCGACGUUCUUGAGCGCAAGUUGGAGGGGAAUGCGAAGGGGGAUUCUGGAGGAAACGAGCGACAGCCUGCUGAGGAAUGUAAAGGUGAAGAUGCGUCGGCGCCUGUGCAGUCAACCUCACCGGCUGCAACGACCCCACUCGUAUCUGCACCACCCACACACGUAGAUCCAGUAGAUGAGCCCGGCAACGUUGGUCGGUGUUUCUUGGCGCCAAUUAAUUCUAAUUAUGCUGUUGAUACCUGUACAUCUACUGAGGGGUUAGAUCGCCUUCAGCACCACGGUGUGUUCUUCCCUGAUGAAGUAGCGGCAGCAACUACCGCAGCCCUCUUUGUCUUCAUUGCCUCCUACGGUGACCUGCCCACCCUUGUGCAGCUUAUGCGCGUGUGCCGUGCGAGUCAUCAGCUAGCCACCUGCGACGAGGUGUGGAAGCCCAUUCUGUGCGACAUGAACCUGCCUCCGCUGCUUGCCGCAUACGACCGCAGUGCCGACUACUACGCGUUCUUUCUUGACGAAAUCGUCACGACGCGUGCGCUGCACGGCCACUACACCUUUCAGGCCGCCAACAACGCCACCGGCAGCUACGGUAGUGUGAGCAAUGCUAGCGGCUCACGUGCCGGCGCCGACGCCAACCGCGACCACCUCCGCGACGACGACUCCCUGCAAGAAGACGUCUUCAACAUCGCCUCUCUGCAGCUUCUCAUUUCGGCCGCCUCGUUAGGUCAAUCGAACCACUUAAUCGGGCGAGUGCAGCUGCUGCUGACGUACAAGAACGACUCGAUGGAGGUACUGCAGGGCUCCUGCCGCUUCUCUGUCUUUCGGCGGUGCUUCUCGCUGUGCUGCAGCGCCUUCGGGACGGUGAAGCGCGGGCCGGUGUUUACCGUGGCUGUCGCGACUGUCACGAAGCCGUGGGCCAAUGAGGGCUUCCAGCAUUUCAGCGAGCACAAGAAUGGUAUUCGCCUCGUCAUGACACCGGUGCUGUGGGAGGGUCAGAGCCCAGGUUCGCAGAUCACCGAAAAGGACAUCCUUGUGGUCAGCCGCCCCCGACCAGAGCCCGCGGCAGGCACCGCAAACGCACCUCCUUCAGAGCCUUCGACACAGUCUCGCUGCUGA